CUGCAGUGACGUUUCACAAAUAGUAUAAGUUGUUCUCACAGGCACCAUACGAUGGUGAUGAACUUGAAACAUAUCUGGGACUCUGGAUGUGUGAUAUCCUUCGAAACGCGGAGCUGUUGGCGCUAUUAACAACGCGAAAACCUCUUUGAGAGGCUACCUUAUCGCCUGACGAGCGGCUUUGUCUGCAGUGUGUGGCUUAUGUUUUUGUAAGGCUAGCUAGUUACCUAAUCCAAGCAGUACUGUAACGAGAACGCUAAAGAGGCAAUAUUGUGUAGUUACAUUGUAGCUACGCUAGCUAGGUUGCUAGCUGGGCACUUUAGUGGGAGCUGGUGUGUAGGUGAUGUUCUCCGUACUUUCGUACGGUAGACUGGUUGCCAGAGCUGUCAUCGGCGGACUCUCUCAAACAGACAGCCGCGACUACAGCCUGGUAACAGCGAGUUGCGGUUUUGGGAAGGAUUUUCGCAAGGGUAUCUUGAAGAAAGGCAUGUGUUACGGCGACGACGCUUGCUUUAUUGCCCGACAUAGGUCUGCAGAUGUUUUGGGCGUGGCAGAUGGAGUUGGUGGUUGGAGAGACUACGGUGUGGACCCAUCACAGUUUUCAGGGACCCUGAUGAAAACCUGUGAGCGGCUGGUAAAGGAGGGACGCUUUGUUCCAAGCAACCCUGUUGGGGUCCUCACAACCAGCUACUACGAACUUCUACAAAACAAAGUACCUCUGCUAGGCAGCAGCACGGCUUGUAUUGUGGUUCUGGACCGGCAGAGCCACAGGCUGCACACCGCCAACCUGGGAGACUCCGGCUUCCUGGUGGUACGGGGAGGAGAGGUGGUGCACCGCUCAGACGAACAACAGCACUACUUCAACACCCCCUUCCAGCUCUCCAUCGCACCGCCUGAGGCGGAGGGGGCGGUGCUCAGUGACAGUCCUGACGCUGCAGAUAGUUCGUCCUUUGACGUCCAGUUGGGGGACAUCAUUCUCACAGCCACGGACGGCCUUUUCGACAACAUGCCAGACUACAUGAUACUACAGGAGUUAAAAAAACUCAAGAACACCAAUUAUGAGAGCAUCCAGCAGACGGCCAGGAGCAUUGCAGAACACGCCCACGUUCUGGCAUACGACCCCAACUACAUGUCACCUUUUGCGCAGUUUGCCUGUGACAAUGGACUGAAUGUAAGAGGAGGAAAGCCAGAUGACAUUACAGUGUUGCUGUCAAUAGUGGCAGAGUACACAGACUAGAGAGGGCGUAUGGAGGCAAGGAGGUGAACAAGGAUAGUGAGUCUCUUUGCCAUCUGCCUCUUGAAGACAUUGGACUGCUUUGGUCCCUGCUGGCAGGGAUUAAGGACUGAUGCUGGUGAACCUACCUCCUGCCCUCUUUGAGACUAUCAUUCCUCCAGGACUCAAUCAGGCCCAACACUGACAAUAUAUGCACUGACUUCAUCAGAGUUCAUCUUUAACAGCCUGAAGACACGGAUGACUAAAGCAGAGGGCUAAAGUAGACAUCUAUGCUACCUGAUGCAAAUUAUCUUGGAAAUGUUACAGUUGUUACUGGCCUAAUCCCCGUUGAGCAGCUAUAGGAUGUAGGCGUGUUGACGAUGAAGCACUGAAUCUCACAUUAAAGGGAUAAGUCUGUUAUUUUCAGGUUUGGGCUUGGAGCCUAGCUCAGGAGGUAGACAUUUAGAAAAGGGCUCCGUAGCAGCCAGUCAAAAGAUGAUUGAAAAUCGGCGUAUCAUACCAGUUGGCAUUAAUCAUAGAAACUGAGGUGAUUCGAGGCUGAAAGUAGCAUGAUGAAAUCAAGUUUGAGUAAUAAGGCCAUAAAAACUUGGGCUACACAAAUGCAUUUAAAAAUAAUAAUUGAAGGGCAAGCAUUUUUUAUGCGGGCUUAAGGGCAUGCAUCAAUGUGAUAUAAAUGGAUGAACUGUUUUGGUAUUUUUUUGGGAAAGAGAAUGUGAUAUUUUAAGUUUUGACUGAUUUAAUGGGUUUUAUGAAGACAAUGUUCAGUAGCUGCAUACUUGGCAAUAUCUCAACAUGUUCGGUUAUACACUCUAAGUUAAACAUCUCUACGGAUUAAAAUGAGCCAAGACUGUAUUAUUUUGAUCUGUAGCAGUCAUUUCUAAUGCUUUCUCAGUUGAGGUCAUAGGUUGGUGGCGGGUGUAGGUGACGUAACCACGUCUCAUCAAUAUAAGGAGCAUGUGCACUGUCCAUAAUUAAUCUUAUUCCAAUCUGUCGCCGUUCUCCACAGAUUCUGGCCUUGUCCUAAGGAUGGGGAUUUAUUUUCGUAUUUUUGACAACUUGAUGUCUGUUUAAUCUGGCCUCUCACCCCAGGCUUUGUUGCAAUGGGUGUGACUGCGAGUGAUGUGGAAGGUUAGUGUGUGUGAUAGAGUAACCUCUAUCCUGUUGUGUGUCUGAUGCUCAUGUUGUAUAAAUGCAGAAUGGAUGGACUUUUAUGUAGACUAUACAGCUUUCUUCAGUAUCCUCUGGCAUGCAAUGGAUAUCAACCAUUCACGCACAAGGUUAAAGGAAGCAUAUCUGAAAGCACACAAAUGGAUGUUGGUCAGGUGACAAAGCAAGUUAUAAAACAAAAUGCUUAAUUGGGGUGGGGUAGGUGUAGUCACCUGGAAGUACCAGUUUGGCUUCUGAAUAACUUCACAAUCAGCAUUUAAUCUCUUCUCGUCUGUUACCUGUGUGAAGCUCCAGUGGCACAUCUAAUGAACUUGUCAGUCAGGUCACUUUAAUUCAGAAUUGCAGGUUCCCUUUUGCUCACUCAGUAUGAUACUGUUUGACACUUGAACAACCUGAAUUCACGAAACAUUUUAAAGAACCCCACCUUGAAAAAAGGCCAAGUGAAAAGUGAAGCCAAUUUAGGUUUAGGAUUAUCACUUAACCAACUGAGGAAUAAAGUGUGCAAGACAUUUCUAUUCAUGAAGGCAUGGACCAGUGUUUCACAGGUCCUUGUUAAAAUCGAACAUUGUAAUGUCAUUGUUCAUUGGUCAUUACCAGUUGACAUGGGUAAAGGUUAGCUGUGGUCCUCAUUGAACUAUGGGUCUUGGCAUGCCCUCAUAGUAGACUAUAUAUUGUGGUUACAAAACACUGUGCCAAUGUUACAAGCAAUUUGUCAAGGUUGUUAUCCUACUGGCUUCAAGAGGAAAAAUAAAGUUGACAAUGUUAGCUACCCAGACGACACAUUAGUUACCCAUUUCAGUUGCCUGUGUCUUGGGGUCAAGUUGGUGACUUGCGUCUGCUUGUUAGCCAAUGUACCUUCAGCUUUAAUAGUAAACAAUGUGACGUCCAGAUGGUUCAACAUUACAAGCCAUUUAUUCUUUG
Molecule: messenger RNA, 3319 nt
Organism: Esox lucius (northern pike)
Lineage: Eukaryota; Metazoa; Chordata; Actinopteri; Esociformes; Esocidae
Gene: pptc7a
Product: protein phosphatase targeting COQ7 a
Exons: 6
Coding region: 341-1234 (297 amino acids)
Source: RefSeq, a predicted model, not a curated record